This is a messenger RNA of Erpetoichthys calabaricus (reedfish), 890 nucleotides long. It is a transcript of the gene c18h12orf43, whose product is annotated as chromosome 18 C12orf43 homolog. The coding region runs from base 31 to 825 and encodes 264 amino acids. Gene Ontology annotation, biological process: Spemann organizer formation; Wnt signaling pathway; negative regulation of Wnt signaling pathway. NCBI's taxonomy places the organism in Eukaryota, Metazoa, Chordata, Cladistia, Polypteriformes, Polypteridae. The record is from RefSeq and is a predicted model, not a curated record. The transcript is spliced from 6 exons.
AGAAGGCGUCGCGCUUGAGAUUGAGGAGUCAUGGCGGCGUCUCGUGUGUCGAAGUACACUGAACGUGGUGAUCCCAGUAGCGGCUCCAGUAGCAGUUCCAGUAGUGAGGAUGAGUCGGAACGGCUACGGGAGGCAACAUGGAGCUUUAAAACCAGUGAUUCUUCUGCAGGGAAGAAUUCAGAUGAUGGGCCGACUUCAUCAGGGCGCAGCUGUGGUAAAAGAAAGGAAGCUGAGGAGAACACAGGUAACGAGCUGCAGACAACUCCAGAAUUCCGCUGUCAUGUUGCCAAGAAGCUGGGUGCCAUGUUAGACAGCUGUAUCGUUGUGACAAGUAAUGCCGUGAAAGGGAUUCCUCUUCAAAGACCUGCCAGUGAUGAAGGUUUCCGCUUGUUUUCCACCUCAGUUUCAGAAGAUGUCAAGGUUACAAGUCAUCAGCAGGAGGCCAGGCGCAGGCCUGCUGUCAGCUCCAGUGAUUCUGAAGGUGAAUUAGAGAGCAGGCUGAUAGAGGCAGCAGUCUCCGGACAGGACAUUCUCAAGCACAGUGUCAUCGAAAGGCAGAGGGCAACACCUAAUGGAGGAGAUGCUACAGUAUCAGAAAGCAAGGAAAAGAAAAAAAAGAAGAAGAAAAAGAAACAGAGACAGGAGGAAAGUGGGGCAGGGAUUUACAUGUGUGGCAAAGAAGAUGAAGGGGCCACUAUGGAAAAAUGCUACUACAGCACAGACACAUUUCACCAGAGAGAUGUUACAAGUGACAGGCAGAAUCCAAAAAUGAAAAGCAAGAAGAAAAAGCUGAAAACGGUGCAGCAGGAGCACAUGGACUUGUGACGGGGACUCAGGCAGCUUGAAUAUAAAGGUGUACAGGGAAUUUAAUAAAGGGGAUAUUUUGUAAA